CGCUCCCGCCCUCACCCCCCGGCACAGCCCCACGAGAAGAUGGCGGCUCGCCCGGCGCGGUCACGUGGGCGCUCACGUGCGGCGGCGGCGGGCGGGGGAGGGGCUGUUUCCGGAAGCGCGCGGCGGCGCCGGGCCGGGCUGGUGCGGGCGCAGGAUGGAGAUUUUAAGGAUAACCUCAAUAAAGUAUACGAAGCCAUCGAGGAAGCGGACUUCCUGGCCAUCGAUGGGGAGUUUUCAGGGAUCAGCGAUGGGCCUUCUGUUAGUGCAUUAACCAAUGGCUUUGACACACCAGAAGAAAGGUAUCAGAAACUUAAGAAGCAUUCCAUGGAUUUUUUGCUCUUUCAGUUUGGCCUUUGCACUUUUAAAUAUGACCAUGCAGAAGAAAAGUAUGUAAUGAAGUCAUUUAAUUUCUACAUUUUUCCAAAACCCUUUAACAGAAGUUCACCAGAUGUCAAGUUUGUCUGUCAGAGUUCAAGUAUAGACUUUUUAGCAAACCAAGGAUUUGAUUUUAAUAAAGUUUUUCGCAAUGGAAUUCCAUAUUUAAAUCAGGAAGAAGAAAGACAGCUAAGGGAGCAGUAUGAUGAAAAACGUUCUCAGGCCAAUGGUGCAGGAUCUCUGUCAUAUAUUUCUCCUAAUGCCACAAAAUGUCCUGUGACGAUUCCUGAGGAUCAGAAAAAAUUCAUUGAUAAAGUAGUGGAACAAAUAGAAGACUUCUUAAAGAAUGUAGAAAAUGAAAGUUUGGAACUGGAACCAUGUACAGGAUUUCAGAGGAAAUUAAUUUAUCAGACCUUGAGCUGGAAAUAUCCAAAAGGUAUCCAUGUUGAAACUCUGGAAUCCGAUAAGAAGGAGAGAUAUAUUGUCAUUAGUAAGGUAGAUGAAGAAGAACGAAAAAGAAGAGAACAACAAAAACAAGCAAAAGAACAGGAAGAACUGAAUGAUGCAGUAGGAUUUUCCAGAGUUGUUCAUGCCAUUGCUAAUUCUGGCAAACUUGUUAUUGGACACAAUAUGCUACUGGAUGUUAUGCAUACUAUACACCAGUUCUAUUGUCCCCUACCUGAUGACCUAAGUGAAUUCAAAGAAGUGACAUCAUGCGUAUUUCCCAGGCUAUUGGAUACUAAACUGAUGGCAAGUACACAACCUUUUAAGGAGAUCAUUAAUAACACAUCCCUUGCGGAACUGGAAAAGCGUUUAAAAGAGGUUCCAUUCAGCCCUCCUAAAGUUGAAAGUGCAGAAGGGUUUCCAAGUUAUGAUACAGCUUCUGAACAACUUCAUGAAGCAGGUUACGACGCUUACAUCACUGGACUGUGCUUCAUCUCCAUGGCUAAUUUUCUAGGUUCAUUUCUCAGUCCUCCGAAAAAUCACGUGUCUGCUAGAUCAAAACUCAUUGAACCUUUUUUUAACAAGCUAUUUCUUAUGAGAGUAAUGGAUAUACCGUAUCUCAAUUUGGAAGGACCAGACUUGCAGCCAAAACGAGAUCAUGUUCUUCAUGUUACGUUUCCCAAAGAGUGGAAGACUAGUGACCUUUAUCAGCUUUUUAGUGCCUUUGGUAACAUUCAGGUUUCGUGGAUUGAUGAUACGUCAGCGUUUGUAUCGCUAAGCCAGCCAGAACAAGUUCAGAUAGCUGUAAACACCAGCAGGUAUGCUGAAAGUUAUAGGAUCCAGACAUACGCAGAAUAUGUUGAGAAAAAACAUGAAGAAAAACAGGCAAAGAGAAAAUGUACAGAAGAUAGUUGGAAGGAGAUGGAGAGAAAGCGGUUAAAAACUCAAUGCACACCUUAUGUUUCCCAGAGUCGAUACUACUGUGUUAACAGUUUUACAGGUACCAGUACAUUGGGAAAGAGAAGCAUGAGUCCUAUUCAGGAAGAAACUGGUUCUGAUGAUAUGGAAGAGGGAGACGUCCAAGAUCUAGAAUGUGAUCAAACAGACUCCUGUGCAGAGUCUCUUCCAGAUGGUAAGAAGAGAGCCAAGAAGUUCAAAAAGAUCAAGAAAGAACAAGUUCCAGCAGGAAGCCUCACAAGUAGUUCCACUGAAAUUUUUGAAGUCCCUGAAACAUGGUAGGAAACAACUGCCUUAACAAGUGGAAUUGACUCAAAGCAGUUGCAAGAAUACACCUCUUGGAAGCCAUACUUUAUUUAAAUAAAGUGGUGUUAACAAAGCAGUAUGUGUCCUGAAAAUCAGUUUAAUUUUUUUAAACUGUUUACUGAACAAUCACUGUCAAUUUUACUUGUGUGUAUAUUAACUAGUUUACAGUUCUGUUGUUGAUCAUGUGAAAUCCUUGCUGUCGUAAAUGAUGUUAGAUUUAAGAAGCAAGACUAAAUGUAUUUUGGUCAUCUACUUUGGCAUGCUGGCUAUGAAAUGUACAAAAAGAACUGGCACUAUAUGAAUUUUGUGCUAGGCUGUUUCCUGUGCUUGAGGGGAGUUACCGUAAAUCUCCUAAUGUUUAGAUUUCUUUCGGGCACUAUCAGUAUGCUGUCAGCAUUCUUGAGAAAGGUGGAAUUGCAGUAUCUCCUAUUGCUUUCUACCAGUUGCUUCACCUGGAAACCUCUUUUAGUUUUCCAUUUCCCUCCUCUCUCCCUACCCUAGUGCAGCCAGUAUUCAUCUAAAUACCAGCUUUACACUUACCCUAUCCUUUAAAAAAACCCUGUAAUUUAUAAGUUCCUCAAACAUGAAUGUCCUGGUGGGAGGUGAUAUUUCUUUUUCACAUCUACUGCUGUUUUCACUUUUAAGUCUUGAUCUGAUUCUUCCCUCCUCCUUCCCCAGUUAAUGGGGUUUUUGUAAAAAUGUUUUUGGUACCUGUGACAAACCUGCUAACUGCACCAGCCCUUUAUUUGUUUAAAAAAAAAAAUCUGCCUUGGUAGAUUUAAGAAAAUGUUUGAUAUUUAAAAUUUUUGUAUCAUGGAAAUAAAAACAAAAGAUGUAUUUCCAUAAAAUGAAAAUUAAAGAAAUUUUCUUAGGA
This is a messenger RNA of Dromaius novaehollandiae (emu), 2956 nucleotides long. RefSeq names its product poly(A)-specific ribonuclease (gene PARN). The transcript has 24 exons. Bases 40 to 2058 code for a protein of 672 amino acids. The record is from RefSeq and is a predicted model, not a curated record. Gene Ontology annotation, cellular component: cytoplasm; nucleus. NCBI's taxonomy places the organism in Eukaryota, Metazoa, Chordata, Aves, Casuariiformes, Dromaiidae. Gene Ontology annotation, biological process: nuclear-transcribed mRNA poly(A) tail shortening. Gene Ontology annotation, molecular function: metal ion binding; RNA binding; poly(A)-specific ribonuclease activity.